CACACGUACGAUUGUAUUAUAUCCCAUUAUAGUUUUACUCAAUUAACUCCUUCCCAAAUCAAUUAAGCCAAAAGCAUAUUUUAUUCAUCACUAUCUUUCUCUCUCUUUCUUUUUUGAGUUUCAAAAUGCAUAAAUACGAGAAAGAGAGACGAAGACUCAAUUAAAGUCCAAGCACCAAUCUAGACCUCUUAGGAAAAAAACCUAAUCCCCAAACCUAAAAGGCCUUUCUUCUCUCUUCUUCUUUAUCUUCUUUAGCUUUUCUUCUCUUCAUUGUUCUUCACCAUGUCUUACGAAACCAAAGAUCUCUACAACUACCAAUACCCUUCAUCGUUCUCUUUGUACGAAAUGAUGAAUCUCCCUACUUCAACUCCACCUUCUUAUGGAAACAACGAUUUCGAUCCAUCUUCUUACUCUUUCACCGAUUGCCUCCAAAGCUCUCCAGGAGCGUACGACUCUCUACUCAAGAAAAAUUUCGGGAUUUCUCCCUCUUCUUCAGAGGUUUUCAACUCUUCGAUCGAUCAAGAAUCGAACCGCGAUGCUACUAAUGACGUUAUCGGUGAGACUCCAACUAGGGUUUCUGUAUCUUCUUCCUCGAGUGAGGCUGAUCAUCCCGGCAUAGAUUCCGGUAAGAGCCAGAGGAAACGAGAGUUAGUUGGAGAUGGAGGCGAAGACGAUCAAAGUUCCAAAAAAGUAGGGAAAACAAAAAAGAACGAGGAGAAGAAACAAAGAGAGCCACGAGUCUCGUUUCUGACUAAAAGCGAAGUUGAUCAUCUUGAAGAUGGCUAUAGAUGGAGAAAAUACGGCCAAAAGGCCGUCAAGAACAGUCCCUAUCCAAGGAGUUACUAUAGAUGCACGACGCAACGGUGCAACGUGAAGAAACGAGUGGAGAGAUCGUUCCAAGAUCCAACGGUUGUGAUUACAACUUACGAGGGUCAACACAACCAUCCGAUCCCGACUAAUCUCCGGGGAAGUUCCGCCGCGGCUGCUAUGUACUCUGCCGACUUCAUGGCUCCGAGAAGCUUUACACAUGAUAUGUUUCGAACUUCAGCUUACACUAGCGACGGUGCUGGAGCGGCGGCUUUGGAUUACGGAUAUGGACAGAAUGGUUACGGUAGUAUGAAUGUCAACCCUAAUUCACACCAAGGAGGUGAAUACGAGCUCUUGAAGGAGAUAUUUCCUUCCAUCUUCUUCAAGCAAGAGCAUUGAUCGAUCAUAGCUAUAACUUUAUAUAUAUAUAUCUUAUAUUUAUAUAUUACAUAUAUAUAGAAAGAGACCUUCCAAUAUAUAUGUAAGUUAUCUAUUUUUGUCUCUCUUUUUUGCAUGUACAUAUAUAUCUUCUUUUUCAUGAGAGAAUGAGACAGAAAUUGGGCUUGGAUUAUAUUUGAUGAUGUUUAAUGUGUUAACUUAUUUUUUUUUCCCCUUUGAUUUCUUCUUUUGUGUGUGU
Molecule: messenger RNA, 1444 nt
Organism: Thlaspi arvense
Lineage: Eukaryota; Viridiplantae; Streptophyta; Magnoliopsida; Brassicales; Brassicaceae
Source: the annotation of a GenBank genome assembly